Messenger RNA from Nanorana parkeri, 3015 nucleotides. It is a transcript of the gene ZBTB44, whose product is annotated as zinc finger and BTB domain containing 44. The coding region runs from base 54 to 1904 and encodes 616 amino acids. The transcript is spliced from 5 exons. The record is from RefSeq and is a predicted model, not a curated record. Gene Ontology annotation, molecular function: protein binding. Lineage: Eukaryota; Metazoa; Chordata; Amphibia; Anura; Dicroglossidae.
CAAAGCUGCUGCAAGUUUUUCUGUAUAGGUGCAAGAGACACCCCCUGGAGUACAUGAAGAUGGGGGUGAAGACGUUUACGCACAGUUCUCCUGCACACAGCCAAGAAAUGCUGGGAAAGUUGAAUAUGCUGCGUAAUGAUGGACACUUCUGUGACAUCACCAUACGGGUCCAGGAUAAGAUCUUUCGAGCACAUAAAGUGGUGCUUGCUGCCUGCAGCGAGUUCUUCCGUACCAAGUUGGUGGGUCAGGCGGAAGAAAGCACCCAAUGUGUACUCGACCUGCACCACGUAACGGUGACAGGAUUCAUCCCUCUGCUGGAGUAUGCCUACACAGCAACCCUGUCUAUCAAUACAGAAAACAUUAUUGAUGUGUUAGCUGCAGCCAGCUACAUGCAAAUGUUCAGCGUGGCCAGCACAUGCUCAGAGUUCAUGAAGUCCAGCAUCUUAUGGAAUACUCAACAAGAGAAGGUUCUUGAUACUGGACAGGAGAACACAGCCAAUUGUAACAACUUCCGAGACGGUAGCCUUUCCCCAGUGUCCUCAGAGUGCAGCGUGGUCGAGAGGACAAUUCCCAUCUGCCGAGAGUCCCGACGCAAACGGAAAAGCUAUAUUGUCAUGUCCCCGGAAAGCCCAUUAAAGUGUGGCACUCAGACUAGCUCUCCACAGGUUCUAAACCCAACUCCUUCUUACACAGAGGCACGGAGUCAACCUGUGGACUCAUCACAUGCCUUUCCCUGGACUUUCCCCUUUGGCAUCGAUCGACGGUUACAGUCUGAGAAGGUGAAGCAGAUUGAAUCCAGAACAUUAGAACUUCCUGGACCUUCCGAAGUAACCAGGAGGGUGACUGAUUAUGUACCGUGCGAAAGCACUAAAGUCAGCUCUCCGCUGGUAAUGGAGGAAGACGUUCGGGUCAAAGUAGAGAGGUUGAGUGAUGAAGAGGUACACGAAGAAGUGUCUCAGCCCGUCAGUGCAUCUCAGAGUUCAGUGAGUGACCAGCAAACUGUCCCUGGCAGUGAGCAAGUGCAGGAAGAUCUACUGAUCAGCCCUCAGUCAUCUUCCAUAGGCUCCAUCGAUGAGGGUGUUGGGGAAGGACUGCCCGCGCUCCAGGGACAGGCAAGCACCAAUGUUCAUGCAGAUGAUGAUGACAGACUGGAAAAUGUGCAGUACCCCUACCAGCUGUACCUGACUCCCUCCACCAGCAGUACAGAGCGGCCUAGUCCUAAUGGCCCUGACAGACCUUUCCAGUGCCCCACCUGCGGAGUGCGCUUUACUCGGAUUCAGAACCUCAAGCAGCACAUGCUGAUACAUUCUGGAAUUAAACCGUUUCAGUGCGAUCGCUGUGGGAAAAAAUUCACUCGGGCAUACUCCUUAAAGAUGCAUCGGCUGAAACACGAAGGUAAACGCUGUUUCCGGUGCCAGAUAUGUAGUGCCACAUUCACUUCCUUCGGGGAAUACAAACACCACAUGAGGGUUUCCCGGCACAUUAUCCGCAAGCCUCGGAUAUAUGAGUGCAAAACAUGCGGUGCCAUGUUCACCAACUCUGGAAAUUUAAUCGUGCAUCUGAGGAGCCUGAAUCACGAAGCGUCAGAGCUAGCAAACUACUUCCAGAGCAGCGAUUUCCUAGUCCCAGAUUACUUGAGCCAGGAGCAGGAAGAGGCGCUUGGGCAGUACGAACUGGCAGAACAUGGCUUUGAAAACAACUCUUCUGUCCAAAUGCCGGUCAUCUCCCAGGUCUCCUCUACACAGAACUGUGAGAGCACUUUCCCCCUGGGCUCCCUGGGCAGCCUGGCCGAGAAAGAGGGGGAAGAGGAGGAAAUGACGGAAUCUGUCAAGGCCAGCCCUAUGGAUGAGAGCAGCAGAGAUGACACCCCCAAAGCAGAGGCAUCUUCCAUUGCUGUGGAGUAGUCUGGAUAUACGUGUCCUGCACCCUGUGAGAAUCUGCUUCGUCUUUAUUCUUUUCCCCUUGUUUGGGAAACACCUGUGAUUGGUCAAUUCUCGUUUACCUUCUGUUUUCUAAGAAAAGUAAAUCAAGCUCCUGAGGAUAUCACGUGUCCACCUCCAGUCCCAAUCAGUCAGGAACCUUGGCUUCUUUUUAUUUUGUGUGCUGUGCCUGGAUCCAACUGCUGCACAUUUCAAGAGUGUUUCUAAAUCAUUUUGUUAUAUGUAACCUUUCCUGCAGGAGGAUGGCUGCGUAUAUGAAGAGGAGGAUGUGACUUUCAUGUGGCUGCUCCCUGGUAUGGGGUGAUAGUUUGCGUGCAGGGACAGUUGCCCCCAAGGCAUCCACAUUGGUUCUGACCCGUGUGUACUGCAAUGGGAAUGCUUUUUUCCUCAUCGUGCUGCUCAAUCAGAACUCAACAACUUUCUGCUCAUAAUAGGAAGCUUGAAACUUUCAGUGUAAUUGUAUUACAUGAUUGGAGUGUUUUCUGUUUUUGUUUUUGUUUUUUCAUUUGAGAAGUGACCUGUAUUGUCUCACUGGGACUGCUUUGGUACUGAGUUUUUAUCUCAACCCAUAUAUGCUUUUCUGUGUGGUAUUAUUUUAUUUUUUUUAAUUUUCAGAAAUGAUUUGACCAAAUGUAUUCACCAGCAAACAAGUGUACAGAUCAUCUCUGAACAGAAUGAGUAUAAUUUGAUAUACUGUCAGCCUGAGAGAUGUAUGGACAUCCUAGUCUAUUAUUCUGUAGCUAAUCUAACGUAACCUCUCUACUCAGCAAGCACAAAAUGUUUGUCCUCGGGUGAGCCGCACUAAGCUAAAUUUUAAUAUUUUAUGGUUAAUAUUUUACUGAUAGUUCAGCUGCUGUUGCUAUAUAUUGAUAUUACUUGUGUUUUUUUUCCUUUUUAUUUACUAACCUUUUAUAAUAUAUAAAACUAAUUCUCCUACUUUAUAGGAGUUUAUUCUUGUUUUAGUUUAUUUUUGUAAGUCUUACCUGUAGGCAGGUUUGGGGAUUUUCUGAUUCAGAAAGAGAUUGGAAGAGGUGUACUGCCAGAUUUUACAAGCACUGUUGUGUCUGUUGGUGGC